AUGGAGGGUACCGCAAACUUGGUAGUGUAUCGCAACGGUAAAAUAAUACGCAAUACUCAUGAGGGAGUGAGGUUUGUCUGCCAGAAUCCAUUUUCGUUUGUGGUUCCAUGCACCAUGACGUUAAUGGAGCUUCAGAACGGUCUCUGUCAAAGUAUGGAGAACGGUACGUUAAUGAGAGUGAGCAGAAUUUUGUACUGGAAUCCAGUGAUAGUUCUUGGUGGUCUAAUACAAUUUGAUACCAUGCCAAUCACUGACGAAGGGAGUAUGCAGAAUAUGUUUCAAAUUUAUCGGCAGACUCAGAUGCGACAACCACAGAUUGAGCUAUAUGUUGAGUUUGAAAGCGUAGAGACAGAAAGGAUUCAAAAUGUUUUAGAUAUAGAGGAUGAUAGAGCUGCAGUGUACGUGGGAAUAGAUAGUGACAGCGAAGAGGAUUUUGAAGCCACUUAUGAAGCCGGCGAUGAAGACGAGGAUGGUGAUGUGGGAGUUGAGACAGCAACGGAGAAUAUAGUGGUUCAUCCCUCGAGCAGUCAACUCAUGAACGUGCCACCAUUCAUGCGUGAGUUGGAUCUCGACGCCAUGCAUGCACCGGAAUUUUCGGAAUAUGCAAACAUAGGCAUUGCUGUUCCUGAGGAUGGAGAGUUCCAGAUUGGAAUGGAAUACAGUUCCAGAAAGUCGGUGGUGGCUGCAAUUAGAAGAUACACUAUCGUUAGAGGAGUUGACUACGAUGUUUAUGAGUCUGAGCCACAGACCUUCUAUGCAAAAUGCAAGAUCUAUGGGCGUGGGUGCGACUGGCUUAUCCGAGCCAGCUUGAUACGGAAAAAAGAUUGUUGGGAGAUACGCAGAUACAAUGGAAGGCACACGUGCACAAUGGGAACGAUUUCACAGGAUCACUCCAAGUUGGACUCGGAUACCGUUACUGAUAGUAUAAUGCCGUUAGUCGAGACUGACCCGUCAAUCAAGGUGAAAUCUAUAAUAGCGGAAAUCCAGUCAAGGUUCAACUAUACCAUCAGUUACCGAAAGGCUUGGUUGGCAAAGCAAAAGUCCAUAGCGAAAGUUUUCGGUGGUUGGGAGGAUUCUUACCAAGCCUUGCUGAUAAACCCCAUUUUGAGGGCCUAUCUUGUGUCGAUUUCAGGGAAGAUACCCGGGUCAGUUGUGCAAAUAGAAACACGCCCACUGUACAACGGGAAUGAGGAGGCGCAAGGUGUAAAAAUACUUCAUCGCGUAUUUUGGAGCUUCAAUCCAUGCGUUAGGGCAUUUAGGCAUUGCAAGCCUCUAGUUCAGGAGGAUGGCACACACCUAUACGGAAAAUACAAAGGAACACUCCUGGUCGCUGUUGCACAAGAUGGGAACCAGAACAUUGUGCCUAUAGCUUUUGCGCUGGUGGAAGGGGAGACAGCUGAUGUGUGGCACUUCUUUUUCAGAAAUCUGCAAAUGCAUGUUGUCAGAAAAGAUGGUGUGGGUAUGAUUUCAGAUCGGCAUGAGUCAAUUCGGGCAGUAGUAAAUCGUUCCGGAAGUAACUGGCAACCUCCAAGAGCAUGGUGGAUGUUUUGUAUAAGGCACAUCGACAGCAACUUCCUAAGAGUAUUCAAAGUCCCUCACUUGCAGAAGCUUGUUGUCAACAUUGGGUAUUCAAGAACGGUGGAGGAGUACAACAUCAACUAUAAGAGGUUGGAAGAGUGA
Molecule: messenger RNA, 1680 nt
Organism: Arachis duranensis
Lineage: Eukaryota; Viridiplantae; Streptophyta; Magnoliopsida; Fabales; Fabaceae
Exons: 3
Coding region: 1-1680 (559 amino acids)
Source: RefSeq, a predicted model, not a curated record